Messenger RNA from Pristis pectinata (smalltooth sawfish), 1791 nucleotides. RefSeq names its product centrosomal protein of 192 kDa-like. The record is from RefSeq and is a predicted model, not a curated record. The coding region runs from base 7 to 1482 and encodes 491 amino acids. Gene Ontology annotation, biological process: mitotic spindle assembly; centrosome duplication; protein localization to centrosome. Gene Ontology annotation, cellular component: pericentriolar material; cytoplasm; centriole. Gene Ontology annotation, molecular function: protein kinase binding. The transcript is spliced from 13 exons. NCBI's taxonomy places the organism in Eukaryota, Metazoa, Chordata, Chondrichthyes, Rhinopristiformes, Pristidae.
GGUGCGAUGGGAGCUGCGCGGCGGCCGGGGGAAGUGACGACAGCAGGGAGCGGCGCGGAGGCUGUGAGAGACGUUUACAACGUACUAAAGACACCAAACCUCAACCAGGCUAUCUAUCAAACUAGAAGAUCUGCAUCGACUGAUCCAAAUGAUACAGAAGACUUUGAUUCAUUUUCAUCUUCCCUUGGAAUGAGUCUUUGUUCAGAAAGUGUGCUUGGAACUUCAGAAAGGGAUCCUCUCGAUGCCAUGUUGGAUGCUCAUCCAAUGAGAGAACUACAAGGCUUUCCAUCAUUUUUGCAUGCUUCAAAUCAAGUACAAAACCAGUCACUGAAACCAAGGUCAUGGACAGUGCAGCCUGAGCAUUUAAUUCUUACUGUACCAUCAGUGGACGGAUCUGCAGAGAGGGUACAGAUUAUAAAUCACUCCACUCGAUCUUUGUCUUUUGAACUUUCCUGGCCAGCACACUCAUUAACAGUGACACCUCAGCAUGGAGUUCUUGAUCCAGAGAGCCACUUGUUAAUUCUUGUGAUUCUAAAACCUCUGAUUGCUAAAGCUUCUGUGCCACGGACUGGACACAUUUAUGUGCACUGUGAUAACAUGGAGGAGUUAAUUAAAGUAGAAAUUCAAGGUGCUGUGAUGAACAAUUGUACAGCUAUACAAAGCCCAAAAACAGCACUAUGCAUGGAACCUUGGACACCUUAUCGCCGUUCAUCGAAGAUUCCAUUACAGUCUACACUUACCAAACUGAAGAUAAAGAACAAAACUAUAAAAUUUCCCUCAAUAUCACCUGGGUCUAGUUCAGAAUCAUUACUGGAAAUUGAAAAUGAUGGCAAAGAAACUGUACAAUGGUUUUUAUCAUUGGAAUCUCCAUAUGUAAAGUGGGUGGAUGGGAAAGAAGACAUUUACGGAGCAGUUUAUCCAGUCUUUAAAUGCUCUAGGUUGUCUGGAACACUGCUAGGACACAGUAAAGAGGAGUUGCCAAUAAUAUUUAUGCCAAGAGGUAGGGGAGAAUAUGUUCAAUUCUGGGAUCUGGAAUAUCAUCUGUCUGCGCAGCCACACAUGAAACACAAGAUUCAGUUUCAACUUCACGGUGUGGGAACAAUACCCACAGUGAACUCCAGGAGAACUGAUUCGGCCACGGAACUGGUAACUUGUCAAGAAAAGGCAUCCUACAAUUGCGUGUUUGCAGCUGAAGAUUUUUACCUAUUCCCUGCCACUGCAGUGGGGCAAACCAGCACAUUAAAGGUGAACUUGCGUAAUAGUUCCUCUGUUGCACACAAGCUAAAGUUUAGAAACCCUAAAGAGCCAUUUUAUAUCAAGUAUUCCUAUUAUGCACUACGGUCUCAACACUACAUCAAUCUACCUGUCCAGUUCAAACCAGAAUCAGAGGGAAGAUUUGAGGAACUCCUGGUCAUACAAACUGACAUAUGUGGGAGGCUUCCUAUUAAACUUAUUGGUGAAGCUAUUAAAAAGAGCAAAUAAAACUUGAACUGUUUUGUCAUACGAAAUGUUGUAUUGAACCCUGGAGGAAAAUUGAAAAUUACCAGCUUUGUGUUGCAAUCUUGCAGCAUCUUUUCUGUACAUUUUUUAAUGUAUACAUUUUGCAUAUCAAGCCAGUUUGAUUUGACACUUCCUCUUGGAGUAAAAAAUAUUGUAAUAUAUAUUUAUACAUAUUGAGUAAGAAAACCACCUUACUGUGGAAAGGAAUUGUAUGUUUCUACCCUUCCCUGCAACAUUAUUUAACUUUUUGUGACUGUUUUAUGUAUAUUAGAAAUAAAGUUAAUUUUGUAU